UUAUGCUUUGUUUGGAUUGUAAAAUGUAAUCCAACCCCCUUGGUGUGGUUUUAGACCUAGGGUAUGAUAACUAAACCUUUAAUUUACAAUUAAUGAUUACUGUUCAUACUUCAUAGCUUGAGAUAUCCCUUAUCUCCUUAUCUGUUAAAGCUUGAGUAGUAUAAUAGGAACACAAUUCCUAAGUCUAAUAGGAGUGUACUACUUUGUGUGUGUGUGUGUGUGUGUGUGUGUGUAGAAGUUAAAUGAAAUGCAUAGAUUUUAACUCUCAAAAUCAUAAUCUUUUUCAUCUUUCUAAAACUCUUUUAUGGUAUCAGAGCCUAAAGAGGGCUUGAUUUUUUCUUUGAUUUCAUCUCUUAUCUGUGCCUGAAGAACAAACGGCACUGCCGUUCUAGUUGGCCAUCUACCAGAAGGAGGUGGACUAUACCACCUACCUAAAAGGAUUCACUGACCGCCGGCAACUCAGUCCUUAGAAGACCAAUGCUGGAACCCUUGCCAGAAGCCGCCACGCACCGUCGACGCACCUCCGCUAUCUUCACACGCGCCGAUGCCUGAGGGAUAAUCCAGUGACCGUUUUUGCUAGAUCCAACACCGGCCAACUCGCCCCUGAUUGACGACUCUUCCUAACCCUACACCAUCUUCGGGUCUUCUUCCGAUCUCCCUCCACCAAGAGACAGUAGCCUUUGGGUUUGUUCUUCAAGACAUCCAACACUAUUUUUGGAUUUGUUUGAAGGUUUUAGGAGCAAUCAACAUGACUGAAAUGGGUAAUUCCUCCAAUUCAGGUGACUCUAAGCCAAGUUUUUCUUCUAUUUUCAAUUCUCCAACAAUUACUACCAUUAAUUUGCAAGGCAGCAAUAAUUAUAUGUCAUGGUCAGCUUUAGUAGAAUUGUAGUUUAUGUGCAAGGUUAUAAUGAACAUCUAGUCAAGAAUGCUAGUGAUAUUGUUGUUGAUGAUAGAACUAGUUGGAACAAGGUAGAUGCACAGUUAUGUAGCCUUUUAUGACAUUCUUUGGACCCUAAAUUACUUGUCUUAUUUCAGUCCUGUAAGACUUGCAAGAUAUGUACAAAGGCUAAAACUUUAUAUACUAAUGUCAUGCAAUGUAUAUAUAAAGUUGUUUCAGAUAUUGUCCAUCUCCAACAAAAUCACCAAGAUAUGGCAAGUUAUUUAGGGCAAAUAGAAACACUGAAGGAUGAUUUUAAUUCUCUAAUGCCGUUCUCUGAUAGCAUCACUGUGCAGGAACAACAGCGGGACAAGUUCUCUAUGGUUUUGACUUUGAUAGGACUUCGAUCUGAUCUUAGUUCUGUACAGAAUCAAAUGUUGACGAGUUCUGUGAUUCCUUCUCUGGAAGAUGUCUCUGCUCGAUUGCUACGCAUUUCCUUAAAUGCGAAUGGUAGUAAUGAAAUUGAAACAUCUGUGCUAGCUGUGCAGAUUGGAAAUCAGCACGGACAGGGAGGUUCUCGAAAAGGAAAAGGAAAGGGCUUUAAAUCUCAUUGUACUUACUGUGACAAAAAUGGCCACACUCGAGAUACUUGUUGGGCAUUGCAUGGCCGACCACCACGCAAUAAUAAUCAAUUCAACACAAAUCGUCAUGCAGCUAAUGUAGCACAAACUCAUGGGGAUGGACUUCUUCCCUUACCUAAAGCAAACGAUCAACAGUCUGAUUCCAUUGUCCUAACUGGAACUAACUACAAUGAGUACUUGCAGUAUCAAGCUACUAAACAACAGUCAUCCUCAUCUGGUACCUCACACUCUGGACCGAAGUACGAGGAAAACGAUUGGAACAGGAUAUGAUUCACAAGGACUGUAUCGUCUAUCCAUUUCAAAAUUACCAGUUGCUCUCACUUCCGCUGCAUCUGUGGAUCUUCUCCAUAGCCACCUGGGUUAUCCAAGUAUUGCCAAACCUCAAAAAUUAGUACCUAGUCUUUACUAGUACCUAGUCUUUCUUCUUUGUCUUCUUUAGAUUGUAAGUCAUGUCAACUUGGGAAACAAACUCGAGCUUUCUUUCCCAAACGAAUCAAUAAUAGAGCCACAUCUAAGUUUGAUAUUAUUCACUCAGACAUGUGAGGUCCAAGUCAUGUUAGUUCAACUUUAGAAUUUCAUUAUUUUGAUAUUUUUAUUGACGAUUAUUCCCGUUACACUUGGGUGUUUUUAAUAAAGCAUUAUUCUAAAUUGUUUUCUAUUUUUAAA
Messenger RNA from Hevea brasiliensis (rubber tree), 2184 nucleotides. RefSeq lists its product as uncharacterized. NCBI's taxonomy places the organism in Eukaryota, Viridiplantae, Streptophyta, Magnoliopsida, Malpighiales, Euphorbiaceae. The transcript has 2 exons. The coding region runs from base 1090 to 1788 and encodes 232 amino acids. The record is from RefSeq and is a predicted model, not a curated record.